AGCUGACCCUGGCCUCCUCUGUCUCUCUCUACAGGGUGACACCAGACACAGUGAACGAUGCGUGAAUACAAGUUAGUCGUCCUGGGCUCUGGAGGCGUAGGCAAGUCUGCUCUGACUGUACAGUUUGUUCAGGGGAUUUUCGUGGAGAAAUAUGACCCGACAAUAGAAGACUCGUACAGAAAGCAAGUGGAGGUGGACGGGCAGCAGUGUAUGCUGGAAAUUCUGGACACUGCAGGGACGGAACAAUUCACAGCCAUGAGAGAUCUGUACAUGAAGAAUGGCCAGGGCUUUGCGUUAGUGUACUCCAUCACAGCCCAGUCCACCUUCAACGAUCUGCAAGACCUACGAGAACAGAUCCUCCGAGUCAAAGACACUGACGAUGUUCCGAUGAUUCUGGUGGGUAAUAAAUGUGAUCUGGAGGAUGAGCGUGUUGUGGGGAAGGAACAGGGACAGAACCUGGCCAGACAGUGGAGCAGCUGUGCUUUCCUGGAGUCCUCUGCAAAGUCCAAGAUCAACGUCAACGAGAUCUUCUAUGACCUGGUCAGGCAAAUCAACAGGAAAACCCCAGUACCUGGGAAGACACGCAAAAAGUCCAACUGUCAGCUCCUCUAAUACACAGCUGCUCUGUCGCACUGAGCCAGGUCUGAUUUGCUGCUGUCUCUCUCAGCAGUGCCAGCAUUCCGACAUUACUAAAACCUAACAUGGAAUGGACUUUCCUGUGUGGUGACGCCCCUUUAACAUCAACAACCAACAAACAACCGACCAACGGAUUCAAAGCUACAAUACACCAGUUUUUACACACAGAUUAACCAUUAUCACUCUCCAGUGUCACGAGAACAAGAUUUCUACUUAGAAAUAUAGAUAUUCUAACUGUAUCAAACUGAAAUGGAAAAAUUAAGUUCAUAAAAUAAAGUAAAAUGAAAUAGGUAAAUCAGUCAAUAUGAACCAAAAUAAAAUCCCGAUCCCCAACACACAGUGUUAUUGCUAACGGAGACAGUAGCCGUAGAAACGGAUGUCUAACCAGAAUGUGCACGUUGCCACGGUGAUGCGGUAUUUAUAAGCACCUCUAUAUUAGCCAGAGAGAAAAAGACAAAGUCCCAAAGAGGCACCUAUAUAGUUCAGUUCAUACAGAUAACUUGCUCCUGGGGGUUUAUUUUCUAACUUUUUUUAUUUUAUUAUUUUCCUUCGAUCAUUCAACAUCAUUUCUCUUGUCUUUUUCUGUCUUUUUUUUUUUAAAUGACUAGUUUUGUCUCUACUGAGAGAUGCUAUACUGCGACAGCUAUUGAUAUGAGUUUUAUUUGAGGAGUAAACCUGUGGCUACAACAGUUAUAAUUAUUAUAUAUGAGUUUUAUUUGAGAAGUAAACCUGUGGAUACAACAGUGAUGAUUAUAUGUGUAAAAAGAGAAAAAAAAAAAGUAUAAUGUUUUUUCAGUAACUAUCAUAUUGUCUUUUAGCCUGAUGAUGUUGCCUUCAAAUUGGUUUUUCUUUCUUUCUGGAGAAUCUAACUAUGAUCCAAUCAUCCUUCUAUGUCUUGCCUGGGUUUUCUUGCGUCUGAAAUGGCACCCAAGUGUAUUAUAUUUGACCAGAGCCCAAUGGUUUCCCUAUUGGUUUCCCCUAUUGGUUUCCCUAUUGGUUUCCCUAUUGGUUUCCCUAUUGGUUUCCCCUAUUGGUUUCCCCUAUUGGUUUCCCUAUUGGUUUCCCUAUUGGUUUUCCCUAUUGGUUUCCCCUAUUGGUUUCCCUAUUGGUUUCCCUAUUGGUUUCCCUGUGGGUUUCCCCUAUUGGUUUCCCUAUUGGUUCCCCUAUUGGUUUCCCUAUUGGUUUCCCUAUUGGUUUCCCCUAUUGGUUUCCCUAUUGGUUUCCCCUAUUGGUUUCCCCUAUUGGUUUUCCCUCUUGGUUUCCCUAUGGGCCCUGGUCAAAAGUAGUACACUAUAUAAGGAAUUAGGGUGCAAUUUUGGAGGCAGCCCUUGUGUUGUUUACAAAGAUGUUUGUACAGUGGGGUUUUUCAAUUGGGGUUGUGGUCAAAGAGGGACUGGACAUUUUAACAAGCGACCAAACUUCUGAGACACCAAUGGCCGAAUGACUGGGCGAUCCUCAUCAUGUUUUUUUUUUUUUUAACUUUAUCCUUCCAAGGCCGUCUCUCAUUGGUUGGUUUGUCCAGUUAGCCAAUCCCCUCUCAUGGAAUCUGCGAUCUACAACAGGAAGUAUAGAUUUUUUUAUUUUUAACUGAGGGUUUUUAAUACGAAAAAAAUAAAUAAAAUAAUGUCAUUGGUGA
Oncorhynchus nerka (sockeye salmon) is the source of this 2272-nucleotide messenger RNA. Its product is annotated as ras-related protein Rap-1b. Gene Ontology annotation, molecular function: GTPase activity; GDP binding; GTP binding. Gene Ontology annotation, cellular component: plasma membrane. The transcript is spliced from 7 exons. Lineage: Eukaryota; Metazoa; Chordata; Actinopteri; Salmoniformes; Salmonidae. The record is from RefSeq and is a predicted model, not a curated record. The coding region runs from base 58 to 612 and encodes 184 amino acids. Gene Ontology annotation, biological process: Rap protein signal transduction; cellular response to cAMP; negative regulation of synaptic vesicle exocytosis.